This is a messenger RNA of Penicillium nucicola, 705 nucleotides long. RefSeq lists its product as uncharacterized. The record is from RefSeq and is a predicted model, not a curated record. Gene Ontology annotation, molecular function: DNA-binding transcription factor activity, RNA polymerase II-specific; RNA polymerase II cis-regulatory region sequence-specific DNA binding. Gene Ontology annotation, biological process: regulation of transcription by RNA polymerase II. Lineage: Eukaryota; Fungi; Ascomycota; Eurotiomycetes; Eurotiales; Aspergillaceae. Gene Ontology annotation, cellular component: transcription regulator complex; PcG protein complex. Bases 1 to 705 code for a protein of 234 amino acids. The transcript has 3 exons.
AUGGAUCUCGCUAACCUCCUCUCCUACCCUGUCUAUACUCCCAAGGACUCGAGCUAUAAGCGCUCGGCUCCUCUGUCUCCACCAGUCGAGGAACCCAAGUGCUCGCUGCCUUCGAUCUCUGCCCUCCUUGAGGGUGCCGAUGGCCAGCACUCAGCCAAGCGUCAACGUCUCUCACCUCACCGUGAUGACAUCCGGCACUAUGAGAUGCCCCCAACACCACCCCUCCGCCCAGGCUCAGGAAACGGUCACAGCCGCGCUUCGCCAGUGACCACCAAGGAAUCCAACCACCGCUCCUCAAUCUCCAGCACCAGCUCAAUCCACAUCAACGCCCAGCCCUAUGCUUCUCCAGCCCCCAGCAUCUCCUCCUACACAUCCCCAGUGGAGGCCCCGCAACACCACCAACCAAUGUACUACACCCGCCCACCCACAGCCUCAACCUUCAACCCAGCCACGCCAGUGACAGUGCCAGCCCCAAUGCCCACGCAAAACCACGACCGGUAUAUCUGCCGCACCUGCCACAAGGCCUUCUCGCGCCCCUCCUCGCUGCGCAUCCACUCCCACUCGCACACCGGCGAGAAGCCUUUCCGGUGCACGCACGCCGGCUGUGGCAAGGCCUUCUCCGUCCGGAGCAACAUGAAGCGCCACGAGCGUGGAUGUCACUCUGGACGGCCCGUUUCAGCGACUGCCACCGCACUGGUGGUCUAG